CUGUCUUUCUCUCACUAUUAGACUUUUCACCUCAGACGAAGUUUCGAAUUUCCCAAAUCCGGAGCAGAAGGCAAGUUCGAAUCGAGGAGCGAUGGCCCGUACCAAGCAGACCGCCCGCAAGUCCACCGGCGGCAAGGCCCCCAGGAAGCAGCUCGCCACCAAGGCGGCUAGGAAGUCUGCGCCGACGACCGGCGGAGUGAAGAAGCCCCACCGCUACAGGCCCGGGACGGUGGCGCUCCGUGAGAUCCGCAAGUACCAGAAGAGCACGGAGCUCCUGAUCCGCAAGCUCCCCUUCCAGCGCCUGGUCCGUGAGAUCGCCCAGGACUUCAAGACCGACCUCCGGUUCCAGAGCCACGCCGUGCUGGCGCUCCAGGAGGCGGCGGAAGCCUACCUCGUCGGGCUCUUCGAGGACACCAACCUCUGCGCCAUCCACGCCAAGCGCGUCACCAUCAUGCCCAAGGACAUCCAGCUCGCCCGCCGCAUCCGUGGCGAGCGUGCUUAAGCAGUACUCUCACCGCCCAAGAUCUCCUUAGCCAGUCGGGAUUGGGAUCAAUUCGUCACCGGCCAAGUUUGUUGAUCCCCUUCCCGGUUUAGUACCUAAUUGCUUUGUUAGCCCUGGUUUAUGUGUAACAGAAUAGGGGUUGGUAUAAGACUUUCUGUAUUCUGUUUGCGAUCCAGCAAACAUAUGUCGAAGACUAUUUGGUAUUGUUCGCAAAUUGUUAUGAAGUAAUUGCGUCUAUUAUGUGAUUGAUGAUUCUAGCCUUACUUGCUGUAA
Brachypodium distachyon (stiff brome) is the source of this 775-nucleotide messenger RNA. RefSeq names its product histone H3.3. Gene Ontology annotation, molecular function: protein heterodimerization activity; DNA binding; structural constituent of chromatin. The record is from RefSeq and is a predicted model, not a curated record. Lineage: Eukaryota; Viridiplantae; Streptophyta; Magnoliopsida; Poales; Poaceae. Bases 92 to 502 code for a protein of 136 amino acids. Gene Ontology annotation, cellular component: nucleosome. The transcript has 2 exons.